GUUUCAAACACUUUGAAAAGAAGUAUCAGAGGGAAAGGAGUUGGAAAGGACUUCUGUUAAGGCCUGAAACAAAGCCCACAUCAUGGGGGAUGUGAAACUGGUGACAUCUACUCGAGUCUCCAAAACCUCCCUGACGCUCAGCCCCCCUGUCCCUGCUGAAGCACCAGCAUUUACUCUUCCUCCUCGGAAUAUCCGAGUGCAGCUGGGAGCCACAGCAAGAUUUGAGGGGAAGGUCAGAGGCUACCCCGAGCCUCAGAUCACGUGGUACAGGAAUGGGCAUCCUGUCCCAGAGGGAGACCAUUAUAUCGUGGACCGCAGCAUUCGAGGGAUAUUCAGCUUGGUAAUCAAAGGUGUACAGGAAAGUGAUGGUGGCAAAUACACCUGCGAGGCUGCAAAUGAUGGUGGGGUUCGUCAAGUGACAGUGGAACUGACAGUGGAAGGAAACUCCUUGAAGAAAUACAGCCUGCCAUCCAGUGCCAAAACCCCUGGGGGAAGACUUGCUGUUCCAUCUGUGGAGAAUAGGCCAAGCAUCUGGGGAGAGAGUCCACCCAAGUUUGCUACAAAACCCAAUAGAGUUGUUGUGCGUGAAGGCCAAACAGGCAAAUUCUCAUGUAAAAUAACAGGACGACCUCAGCCUCAAGUAACUUGGUUUAAGGGUGAUGUUCAGCUGCAGCAAAAUGAGCGUUUCAACAUGUUUGAGAAAACAGGCAUCCAGUUCUUGGAAAUCCAAAAUGCUCAGCUCACUGAUUCAGGAAUUUACACGUGCACAGUGGUAAACAGCGCUGGGAAGGCAUCUGUGUCUGCAGAGCUCACCGUUCAAGGUCCAGAUAAGACUGAGCCAUACACUCAGCCACCAUGCAUGCCAUCAAAACCAACAACACUUACCAUCAAAGCUGUUGAAAAUUCAGAAUUCAAACAGGCAACUAGCAAUGGGAUUGCUAAAGAGCUGAAAUCCAACAACACUGAAUUCAUGGUUGAAACCAAAGACAGGGUGUCAGCAAAAAAAGAGACCUUUUACUUCUCCAGAGAAGCCAAAGACAUUAAGCAGGGACAGCACCAAGAAUCCAAUGCAGUGUCUCCUCAAGAACCUAAAGAAGGAAAAAAGGGAUCCCAGGUUUUGCAGAAAACUUCAAGCACCAUCACACUACAAGCUGUCAGACUGCAACCAGAACCAAAGGCAGAACCCCAGGCCACUUUCAUCGGACCAGGUGAAGACAGGAAAAGGUCUGUGCAGCCCCUGCUGUCCACUCAGCAAACCCCAACUCUCACAGGGCAAGUCAGUCCAAGAAGUAGAGAAGCAGAAAACAGAUCUGGAGCCCGGAAGGCUGUAAUGGAGGAGAAGAGGGAGCCUCUAGGAAUUCCCCCUCAGUUUGAGAGCCGUCCACAGAGCCUGGAAGCAUCAGAAGGCCAGGAGAUUAAAUUCAAGAGCAAAGUUUCAGGGAAACCAAAACCAGAUGUGGAGUGGUUCAAAGAGGGUGAACCUAUUAAAGCUGGAGAAGAUGUCCAAAUAUAUGAAGAAGAUGGAAUUCAUUGCCUAUGGUUAAAGAAGCCCUCGUUGGGGGACAGUGGAUCAUACACCUGUACAGCUUUCAACCCCAAAGGCCAGACUUCCACCAGCUGGUUGUUAACUGUCAGAAGGCCUAAGGUUCAAGAGGUUGCUCCGUGCUUUUCCAGUGUCUUGAAAGGAUGCACCGUGAGUGAAGGGCAAGACUUUGUGCUGCAGUGCUGUGUAGGAGGAGAACCUGUACCUCAGAUCACAUGGCUUCUCAACGAUCAGCCAAUUCAGUAUGCCCAUUCCACUUUUGAAGAUGGAGUUGCAAAAUUGACUGUCCAAGAUGCCCUACCAGAAGAUGAUGGUAUUUAUACCUGUCUGGCUGAAAACAACACGGGACAGGCAUCUUGCAGUGCUCGGGUCACAGUCAAAGAAAAGAGCAGCAAGAAGGCAGAAAGUGCACAGACUGCCAAGUUAAACAAGACUUUUGCACCCAUCUUCCUUAAAGGCCUGACUGACCUCAAAGUAAUGGAUGGAAGUCAAGUGAUAAUGACUGUCGAGGUAUCAGCUAACCCACCUCCUGAAAUUAUUUGGCUGCACAAUGGGAAAGAAAUCCAGGAGACAGAGGAUUUCCACUUUGAGAAGAAAGGUAGUGAGUACAGUCUGUACAUCCAGGAAGUAUUUCCUGAAGACACAGGCAAAUACACCUGUGAAGCCUGGAAUGAAUUAGGAGAAACUCAAACGCAGGCUACAUUGACAGUACAAGAACCUCAGGAUGGUAUUCAGCCCUGGUUCAUUAGCAAACCGAGAUCAGUGAUAGCAGCUCCUGGGCAACCUGUCCUUAUAUCCUGUGCCAUUGCUGGAGAUCCUUUCCCCACUGUUCACUGGUUUAAAGAUGGGCAAGAAAUAAUGCCAGGAGCAGCAUGUGAAAUCCUGCAAAAUGAAGACAUCUUCACACUGAUCUUGAGGAAUGUGCAGUCUCAUCAUGCAGGGCAAUAUGAAAUCCAGCUCAGGAACAAAGUUGGAGAAUGCAGCUGCCAGGUGUCUCUGAUGCUGUGGAAGAGUUCAGCUUCCAGAGCAGAAAUGCUCAGAGAUGGGAGGGAAUCAGCCAGCCCCGGAGAGCGAAGAGAUGGUGGAGAUCAUGGUAAACUAACAUUUGGUAGAACAAGUGGCUUCAGAAAGAAUAGCAGCGAAACCAGAGCAGCUGAGGAAGAGCAGGAAGACGUCCGAGGCGUGCUGAAGAGGCGAGUGGAAACUCGGGAACACACAGAGGAGAGCCUGAGGCAGCAGGAAGCUGAGCAACUUGAUUUCCGUGACAUUUUAGGCAAGAAAGUCAGCACCAAAAGUUUUUCUGAGGAGGAACUGAAAGAAAUCCCAGCCGAGCAAAUGGACUUCCGAGCAAACCUGCAGCGGCAGGUCAAACCCAAGACCUUGUCAGAGGAGGAAAGGAAAGUUCAUGCUCCUCAGCAGGUGGACUUCCGUUCUGUGCUGGCCAAGAAGGGCACCCCAAAAACCCCAUUGCCAGAGAAGGCACCACCUCCUAAACCAGCUAUUACAGAUUUCAGAUCUGUGCUGGGUUCAAAGAAAAAGCCACCUGCAGAGAAUGGCAGCGCCAGCACCCCAGCACCAAAUGCCCGCACCAAUUCUGAAGCCCAGAAUGCGACCCCCAAUUCUCAAGCCCCUGUUGCCAAACCAGCAGUGAAAAAAGAAGAGAAGAAUGACAGAAACUGUGAACAUGGGUGCGCAGUUGUGGAUGGUGGAAUAAUUGGGAAAAAAGCUGAAAACAAACCAGCAGCAAGCAAACCACCUGUAAGCAAAGGAACAGCACCCUCCUCUACAGAGAAGGUUCAGGAUGCUCAAGUAGUAGAUGGCGGAAUAACUGGGAAAAAACCUGAAAACAAACCAGCAGCAAGCAAACCACCUGUAAGCAAAGGAACAGCACCCUCCUCUACAGAGAAGGUUCAGGAUGCUCAAGUAGUAGAUGGCGGAAUAACUGGGAAAAAACCUGAAAACAAACCAGCAGCAAGCAAACCACCUGUAAGCAAAGGAACAGCACCCUCCUUUACAGAGAAGCUUCAGGAUGCUCAAGUAGUAGACGGUGAAAAAUUGGUCUUACAAUGUCGGAUUUCCUCUGAUCCCCCUGCAGCUGUCACCUGGACUCUAGACAGCAAAGCCAUCAAAUCAUCAAAGUCCAUUGUCAUCUCCCAAGAAGGGACACUGUGUUCACUUACCAUUGAGAAGGCCACACCUGAAGAUGGUGGAGAAUACAAAUGCAUAGCUGAGAACACAGCAGGAAAAGCUGAAUGUGCUUGCAAAGUGCUGGUAGAAGAUGCCUCAUCCACAAAGACCUCAAAGCCUACUGAUAAAAAGACUGAUAAAAAGAAGCCUAAGACCACACUUCCCCCUGUGCUGCCAACAGAGAGUGAAGCAACAGUGAAGAAGAAACCAGCUCCAAAGACUCCUCCAAAAGCAGCUGCUCCUCCUCAGAUUACUCAGUUCCCAGAAGACAGAAAAGUCCGUGCGGGUGAAUCAGUGGAACUGUUUGCCAAGGUGGUAGGAACAGCACCCAUAACUUGCACCUGGAUGAAAUUUCGUAAGCAGAUUGAAGAAAAUGAAUAUAUUAAAAUUGAGAAUGCUGAAAACAGCAGCAAGCUCACAAUAUCAUCAACAAAGCAGGAACACUGUGGAUGUUACACCCUCGUUGUAGAGAACAAACUUGGCAGCAGACAAGCACAAGUCAACCUUACAGUUGUUGAUAAACCAGACCCACCUGCUGGAACACCUUGCGCAUCAGACAUCCGGAGUUCCUCCCUCACUCUCUCAUGGUACGGUUCCUCUUACGAUGGUGGAAGUGCUGUGCAGUCCUACACCGUGGAGAUCUGGAACUCAGUGGAUAACAAAUGGACAGACCUCACUACCUGCCGCAGCACCUCUUUCAACGUGCAGGACCUGCAGGCUGACCGGGAGUACAAAUUCCGCGUGCGAGCUGCGAACGUGUACGGCAUCAGCGAGCCCAGUCAAGAAUCGGAGCUGGUAAAAGUUGGAGAGAAACAAGAAGAACUUAAAGAGGACGAAGCGGAGCUAUCUGACGAUGAAGGGAAAGAAACAGAGAUCGAAUAUCGGACGGUUACUAUCAACACUGAACAAAAAGUUUCAGAUGUCUAUAAUAUCGAAGAAAGACUUGGAUCGGGGAAAUUUGGACAAGUCUUUAGGCUUGUUGAAAAGAAGAAUGGAAAAGUUUGGGCAGGAAAAUUUUUCAAAGCAUAUUCUGCUAAGGAAAAAGAAAAUAUAAGGGAGGAAAUCAGCAUCAUGAACUGUCUACAUCAUCCAAAACUUGUCCAAUGUGUAGAUGCCUUUGAAGAAAAAGCCAACAUCGUUAUGGUCUUGGAAAUGGUUUCUGGAGGAGAACUCUUUGAACGAAUCAUUGAUGAAGACUUUGAACUGACAGAGAGAGAGUGCAUUAAAUAUAUGAAGCAGAUUUCAGAAGGAGUUCAGUACAUCCAUAAGCAGGGAAUUGUCCACUUGGAUUUGAAGCCAGAAAAUAUUAUGUGUGUCAACAAGACCGGUACAAGUAUUAAGCUCAUUGACUUUGGACUUGCAAGAAGAUUAGAAAAUGCAGGUUCUCUGAAAGUUCUCUUUGGGACACCUGAGUUUGUGGCUCCAGAAGUUAUAAACUAUGAACCUAUUGGAUAUGAAACAGAUAUGUGGAGUAUAGGAGUUAUCUGCUACAUUUUGGUCAGCGGACUUUCUCCUUUCAUGGGAGACAACGACAACGAGACGCUCGCCAAUGUCACCUCAGCAACGUGGGACUUCGACGAUGAGGCUUUUGAUGAAAUCUCCGAUGAUGCCAAGGACUUUAUCAGCAAUCUCCUCAAGAAAGACAUGAAGAGUCGCUUAAAUUGUACUCAAUGUCUUCAGCAUCCUUGGCUGCAAAAAGACACCAAAAACAUGGAAGCCAAAAAACUUUCCAAAGAUAGGAUGAAGAAAUAUAUGGCCAGAAGAAAAUGGCAGAAAACAGGCCAUGCUGUCCGAGCAAUAGGAAGGCUGUCGUCCAUGGCAAUGAUUUCUGGUAUGAGUGGGAGGAAGGCCUCUGGGAGCUCGCCUACCAGCCCUAUAAAUGCAGACAAAGUAGAGAAUGAAGAUGCUUUCCUUGAAGAAGUGGCUGAAGAAAAGCCCCAUGUAAAGCCAUAUUUUACUAAAAAAAUCCUUGACAUAGAGGUUGUGGAAGGAAGUGCUGCUAGAUUUGACUGCAAAAUUGAAGGCUAUCCUGACCCUGAGGUGAUGUGGUACAAAGAUGAUCAGCCUGUCAAGGAGUCCCGUCACUUCCAGAUAGAUUACGAUGAGGAGGGGAACUGUUCUUUGACUAUUGCUGAAGUUUGUGGGGACGAUGAUGCCAAAUACACCUGCAAAGCUGUUAACAGCCUCGGGGAAGCCACGUGCACCGCAGAACUCCUUGUGGAAACGAUGGAAGGAAAAGAAGAAGAAGAAGAUGAGGAGGAGGAAGAAUGAAACAAGGCUCAAAGGAAAAAAAAUUGAAAAAAAUAUAUUUAAAGACUCUCCAUAUAAGGCUCAGUUAUCAAAGCCAAGUUAUCAAAAGCACCUUGUGUGAUACGUAGGUCUUUGGGGGGUUGUUUUUUCAGCAUGAUCAGUUGAUACCUGUUUGCUUUAUGUACGGGCAUUAAUUCAAAUCAGCAGGCAAUUUUAAGUUGCUCGCUUGAUUGGAUUUACUUUAAGCAAGUCAUCGACUAAGUUGCCCAGUCAAUUUUUAAAAUCAAAUGUACGGAAAACAAUUCUAGAGUUAAAUUCUGAACGUCUUAGAGAAAAGCAGUCUAUUUAGACUAUAUAGAGCCUAUUGCUCUAUACCACCACUUUCCUGCAGCUAAGCUGGCGCCCCAAGAUCUACUCGACAAGGAGCGGUUUGCCAGACACGCAGUGAAUCUCUCCAGUCUAAAGAAAGAGGCUGCUCCCCGAGCAGUACCUUCUAUAGGGGAAGGUCUGACACAGCCAGCAUUGCAAUUUGUACCGUGCUAUGGUUCAUUUUUCAUCUGUUUUAAACAGAAUUUCACAGUCCUAACUUAAAACUACUGCCCUUUCUCAGUGCGCUGUCGGUGCCGUUGUAAUACUGGCUGAAGUUAAACGCCCAGGUGGUUUCCUGAGAUACUUCUGGUCUUGCUUUUAACCAGCGGAUCACACCUUGUCACUUUCCCUUAUAGAACCUGCCACUUCCCCGCAGUUACAGCUGCUGACUUAAGAAACAGACUGAAAACACAGAGACUGAGAAUAUUUUCUGGUGUUCUGGUCAGCCUAAUAAUGACUUGUGAUUCAUGUAUAUGCUGCUGUGAAAAAAACCCCAGGUUAUUGCACAAUCAGUGACUUCUCUGUGCAUGUGUGUGAAUGGAAUCCCAGGUUAGUUAAAGUUUUACUUGCAUUUAUUUGGCAAUUGCAAAACAGAUUUCAACUGAUGAUAAGCUGGAAACUCCCACAGAUUUUUGGAGUAGCCAAAAAGAUAGUAGCCUGGAUUACAAACUCCUUUAUACUUAGCAGUUUCCAAAGAGUCUUAACCUAUAUAGGACCUAUUUCUACCUUAUGAGCUUGACUGUCUUGUUUUUGUCAUGAACCUGCACCAGUAAGGCUGUUGCGUUUUUAAAAAUGAAGAAAAACAAAACAAAACAAAGACAUCCAAAACCCAGUGUUGUUUUUUUUUUUUUUCCUUUUCUCAGACAUGGUUAAUGCACUCAGAUUUAGUAACUUUGCUUUCCUUUCACAGUAUUGGCACUUUUUAAUUAUUUUUUUUUGUUGCUGUUCAGAGGUAAUAUCAGAAGCUGCAAGGUGAUAUGCAUAAUCCAAAACCAGUGUGUCUUAUAUCUAUGUAUCGUUCCAAAAGCGAUUCUUUUUCUUUUCCACUUUUUGUGUGUAAAGUGCAACCGUUUGCAUUUCAAAGGUUACCUCUUUUAAAAAAAAAAACAAACAACAAACCAUUACCUUAAAACCUCACCAUUAAGUAGUCAGUGUACUUUAAUACAGGUGUGUACAAUAUCAGCCUUAGGUUGUUUGAUAUUACCUAGUUGUGUAUGUGUUUCAUAUGAUUUGCUCUUCUACAUUCAAAGCUCCACUAAUGUGGAUGACACGAUGGUUUUUGACUGCUUUACUCUCUGUUGCUAAGUUCAGAUUGCCAGCAUGUCUCUUCUUUUUCAAUUGAUAAAAACCUCUUGUUAUACUAAACACAGUAUUGCCACAAUUCCUUAUACAGAAAGGUUUCGAAUCUGAUUUAGAGCAUACAGAGCUUUUCUCACGUUUUGGUUUUUUUUUUUUUUUAAUGUUUUAGGCAACAACGGGGUGUAUUUUGUACCUUAAUAAAAAUAUGCUAAUGUUCUCCCAGUUUGUUAAACCAUCAGAAUUGCAAAGAUGAGAACGCUACGGCUGUAGUUACUCACAGUUCCUAAAUAAAUAAUACCACAAAGCA
Molecule: messenger RNA, 7955 nt
Organism: Calidris pugnax (ruff)
Lineage: Eukaryota; Metazoa; Chordata; Aves; Charadriiformes; Scolopacidae
Gene: MYLK
Product: myosin light chain kinase
Exons: 32
Coding region: 83-6001 (1972 amino acids)
Biological process (GO): protein phosphorylation
Molecular function (GO): ATP binding; protein kinase activity; protein binding
Source: RefSeq, a predicted model, not a curated record